AUGCGGUCGCCGGAGAUGUCCUAUAGUCCUGCCUACUACCAGGAACAAGGACCCCUUGGAACAACACACCCUCACAGCUCGAUCGUCACCCCUCCACCGGCCGCCUGUCGAUCCCAAGAACAAUCUGUAUUGGGCCACCCCAUAGGCGGGUCUCGACCUAUAACUCCUGUAUCAAACCACGACACCAGCCCCCGCACCUCCGGUUCACGAGCACACCGUGCCUAUCGCAACCAGACGCUGGAAGGAUCCUCUUGGCCCCGGUCAGACCCUCGGGAGAUCAACUGCAUUCCGGCCGGCGGUCCGACAUCAAACGGUGUAUAUAAAGAAGAGCGGAUCCGGAGCAGCUGGGCAGACAGGCCAUCACUGAUGUCGGGGGGACAUUCUAACCCUAGUAUAACCCGAACCCGAAAGCGAGGUGUUUCGGAUGACGAACUAGUCACCAAUGAUGGUCAAGAUGCUCCUCUGAUGCUACUUCGUCUCAACAUUGUCCCGUUCUACGCGUUCGGUGCUGCCCUAUAUUCUAUAUUCGCUCUCUUCUUCGCCCUUCUCGUCUCGCCUUUUCGCCUCUGCUCAUUCUCCCCAUACCUCCGAUCAACACGAUUCACAUCACAGCUCUGCGAUCUCCUAUCUCCUGUCCUCCAUAUCCAUGAACGACUCGUCUGCUUGCAGCCACCCUCAGUGAAGGAAAGAUCAUCCUCCACCCAAUGGAUCCGCUCAGAGCCAGACUCAGACCAACCGUCAGUGGUAUCUGAACGGAAUGAAUCCUACUCUAUCUUCGCUUCGAUCGCCAUCCUUGUUCUAUCACCUUUCCUCAGCAUUGUGAUUCUCCUCUUCGCAUGGACAGCCGCAUUCUUCUGGGUAUUCACCAUGGUUCUGGGUAACCCAGAUGGCACCGAGCGCAAAGACGAUGGUCGCACCGCAGUGCUCGGAGUCUGCAAAUGGUGGCGAUCAUGGCUCUGUAAAGCUCGGAAGUCAUAA
This is a messenger RNA of Penicillium paradoxum, 978 nucleotides long. RefSeq lists its product as uncharacterized. NCBI's taxonomy places the organism in Eukaryota, Fungi, Ascomycota, Eurotiomycetes, Eurotiales, Aspergillaceae. The transcript has 2 exons. The record is from RefSeq and is a predicted model, not a curated record. Bases 1 to 978 code for a protein of 325 amino acids.